This is a messenger RNA of Scatophagus argus, 1888 nucleotides long. It is a transcript of the gene dph2, whose product is annotated as diphthamide biosynthesis 2. The record is from RefSeq and is a predicted model, not a curated record. NCBI's taxonomy places the organism in Eukaryota, Metazoa, Chordata, Actinopteri, Scatophagidae. The transcript has 7 exons. The coding region runs from base 187 to 1674 and encodes 495 amino acids. Gene Ontology annotation, biological process: protein histidyl modification to diphthamide. Gene Ontology annotation, molecular function: 2-(3-amino-3-carboxypropyl)histidine synthase activity.
AGUUGGUGGCGCCAUAAACCUUAAAGAUAGUUUGCCAAAACCGAAUAAGCACAACAGGAGAAGAAGCAUUUCCUGUAGCGUAACUACCUCAGUGUAUACACGUGUGUAGGUGUCAAAAAAGCGUUUAUCCGUUAGCAGCUAUUCACAUGACACUGAAUUGGUCUGUCUAUCUUUUCUUUCGCAAUAAUGGCUGAUGCAUUCAGCAGCAGCUCGGAAACGGUUAUCCAGCGUGUGAUAGGCGUGACAGUGAAGACAAGCACCCCUCUGGAAAAACUUGAAGUGUUAUAUCAAAUUAAGAAGACCUGCAGCUUCAUCAGUGAGCGUCACUUUAAAAAGGUUGCUCUGCAGUUUCCUGAUGACCUGCUGGUGGAUUCAGUUGCAGUGGCAGAGGAGAUCGAGAGAAACUGUGAUGCCAAGCUGUUCAUUUUAGGAGAUACUUCUUAUGGCAGCUGCUGUGUGGAUGAGGUAGCUGCAGAACAUGUUGGAGCUGACUGCAUUAUCCACUAUGGCAGUGCUUGCCUCAGCCCAUCUAAAAGACUGCCCUUGAUGUACGUCUUUGAGAGAAAACCACUGGACCUUGAGAAGUGCACAUCUGCCUUCAGAGAACUCUACCCUGACACACAGAGUCACAUCAUAAUCCUCUAUGAUGUCAACUAUGCUCACGCAAUAAAUGAUCUUCAGACGAUCCUCUCGCCAGAGUAUCCACACCUUGUCAUGUCAGAACUCGUUGUCGAAGGGGAGCAGUGUCACAUUCAUGGCUGGAUUAAAAGACGAAAGGAGGAAGCCUGUCCGUCAGAUCGAGACAACAACCAGGAUAUUUGUCAGUUUGGAAGACAGUUCACCUUGAAAAGUGGUUUAAGCAUAACGGAUUACAGUAUGUUCUACAUAGGCCAAGAGGGAGCGACCCUUCGAAACUUUAUGAUGACUUGGAAUCGCUCCUCAUUUUGUUCUUUUGACCCCGUAUCAAUGUUGGGGAGGACUGAGUCAGUAAGUAUUAACCGUGCACUGAUGAAGCGAUAUUACGCUAUAGAAAGAGCCAAAGAUGCCAAUGUGGUGGGCAUCCUGGUUGGCACACUCGGGGUUGCUGACUACCUUGCAGUAAUCCAGCAGUUGAAGGAGACCAUCCGCAGAGCUGGCAAGAGGAGUUAUAUGUUUGCCAUGGGGAAACUGAAUGUACCCAAACUAGCAAACUUUCUUGAAAUUGACAUUUUUGUCCUAAUUGCAUGUCCUGAGAACUCACUGCUGGACUCGGGUGAGUUCUAUAAACCUGUAGUAACACCAUUUGAGAUGGAGGUGGCCUGCAACAAGAAGAGGGAGUGGUCAGAGGAAUAUGUCACAGACUUUCGACAUCUCCUGCCAGGUGGAUGUAGUUAUGUGCCACUGCCUGACCAGGAGGAUGAGGACGAGGACACUGACGUGUCCUUAAUCACAGGAGCUCUGCGAAGCCACAAUCUGUUGAUCAGUGAGCCAGUAGAGUCCUCAUGUGGCUCCUCUGUGGUCCUCAGGAACCAGACGCUGACUGUAGCCAACACUAACUCAGCUGCAUCUUUCCUGGCAGAACGAAGCUGGCGUGGCUUAGAGCAGAAGUUGGGAGAGACACCUGUGGUCAAGGCAGGAAAGGGCAGGAAAGGCAUCGCUAUUGCUUAUGAAGAGGAAGGAACAGCUUCACAAUAAUUUACCAGCAAUUCACAAAAAACUCCCAACAGAAUAUUUCAUCAUAUCUGCCUGCAAUUACAGGUAUUUUAUCUCUUGUAAUUGCUUGAAACUGUAAGUAGUAAUAAAUAUCACUAGUUUUACACAUUACUCCUUGAAUCUUUACAGACUUUACAAUUCCUCACACUGGUCCAAAUGUAUUGUCAACAUGUUAAUAAAGGGGGUUUAAAGAUUA